AUGGUUUGGGUCAGAAUUAUAAAUCAAAGUUUCGAAAUCUUCAUACGAGUCUUAGUCAUCCAAAAAACGAAGAUUUACUAAUGCAAGUCGUCAAAGGUGACAUUCCGCCAGUUCGAUUAGUAAUGAUGUCUGCAGAGGAAUUGGCGAAUCCUGAACAGAAAUCCUUAAUGGUCAAAGUCCGUAGGGAAAGUAUGCAACAAUCGGUUUUGAAAGUUGAUGACGGGCCAAGAAUAAAGAAAACUCAUAAAGGCGAAUUCAUAAUAAUCGAAGGUGGACAUGAAUCGCCCAAACGAGAUGCACCAGAUGCCAAUUCUACUGCAUCCACCACAAACGGCACUUUUACCUCACCUACUAACACAAGACCGAAAAUAAAUAUUGAAGACUUAGUGCCAAAACGACGUGCAAGCACAACAGAUGGUAAUAAUCCAUUAUCCGCAAACAGUGAUACAUCAAAAGAUGAUUCUUUGUCUCGGAGGACUUCAUCUAGUACGGAAGACCUCAGAACUAAUUUCUUUAAAGCUACGCCACACGAAGAAAAUAAUGAUGAUCAACAACCUGCACGGAAUUCAUCCGCAAAUAAUAAUAACAUGUUUAUUGAUACUGACAUGAUAGGUAGUCCUACGGCAAUUUCGGUGA
Racocetra persica is the source of this 636-nucleotide messenger RNA. The record is from the annotation of a GenBank genome assembly. Lineage: Eukaryota; Fungi; Glomeromycota; Glomeromycetes; Diversisporales; Gigasporaceae.